This is a messenger RNA of Saccostrea cuccullata (small rock oyster), 1447 nucleotides long. RefSeq lists its product as uncharacterized. NCBI's taxonomy places the organism in Eukaryota, Metazoa, Mollusca, Bivalvia, Ostreida, Ostreidae. The transcript is spliced from 3 exons. The record is from RefSeq and is a predicted model, not a curated record. The coding region runs from base 60 to 1145 and encodes 361 amino acids.
ACAAGAAUGGUUCUUUAUUUAACAGUAUUGAAAUUUAAUUCUGCCAAUUCUAGUGAAAAAUGAGUGGGAAUAUUGAAUUCUUUUCCCCAUCGUGGACCCCCAAACGCCUUGAUCAUCAGCUGUUUUGUAUAGUAAAGGAAUUGGAUCAAUUUUGUGAAGAAAAAGAAAUCCAACUAGAAUAUUUCACCAUGCAGGACCCACACUCUUUGGACUGUGAUGGCCACUUCAUGGAUUUGUCCAGUUCAAGUUUCAUGGGAUUUGAAGAUAAACUAUCAUCCCAUCCCGGGACCAGCACGGUCCAAUCAGUUAGUCAGUCAAUGGCAACCCAGACCACAACACAACUGGUAAUGUCCUCAGACCAACAUAAAAGUGAGGGGUCAAAGAGGAAGAACAAGUACAAUUGGAAUUAUUUCAACUUCUAUAACUCACCCAUAAUUCCAGAAACUAUUGAAGACGAGGAUUCCAAAGUCAUUACGAAUGAUUCCACUGAACCAACAAUACCUGUAGCACCUGUGCCCCCACCAGUGAAUGAAGUUACACCUGUGACAUCUACAGCAGGUACCAGACAAAAAACUAAGCCAGGGAGCAGCCUAUCUGCUGAGGUUACCAGACAACAGCUUACCGGUGCCAAAAUCUCCAACCUGACAGAUCUACUGAACUCCAGUGAGGUGAACAGAUACUUUGACUCAGGAAAAUUCGAAUCCUCUCCCCUAAAGAAAUCAAAUUCACUGUCAGAUAUACAGGUAUUAAGUGAAAGUUUCCGUGGAAGGUCAGAGUCGGCUUCAUCCUCAGCCUCUCUCCCGCCCACGCCUAAUGGGUCUCCAAAAAUUCCCAGGCGAGCCGGCUCCCUUCAACAGCUAGACAGUCUACACAAAAACAAGAUGGAGGACAAUGUGUUUCAUAGCUCUGACCUGAACUCUCUAAUUGAGCGGGACGUACACCAAUUGUCUAUAGGAAGUCGGAAACACACAGAUUUCAGUGAGAGAAAUAAAUUCAUGGAAUCUCAUUCAUUUGACCAUAGUGAAAGUAAAAGUAACAGUAAAAAGACGGAGUCUCUGUUCCAGAAGAUUCAGAGCUGGAGUACGACGUCACAAAUCAAAGUCGCCAACAAGGAUGUUAAUGCAUGGGCACCAGGAGGGUUUUAAUAUUAUGUCAGUAAACUAUUUGAUUUAUUUUGAAUUUCUUUUUUAUCAUGAUGUACAGUAAUGUUGUAUUUUUUGAAAGUUUUGACUUGAACAUUGUUUAUUAAUAUUACUCAUAUUAUGUUUUUCUUCAUUUUUUUUGGUGCAAGUUUGAUUACUGGUAUACAGACAUAUGUACAAGAUCAUUUAAUGUUGUUUGUGCAUAUACUUUGAUAAAUACAUUAUAAAUUUUUAAAUCCAAAAUUUGUGCCAUUUCCUUUAUUUAAGUUAUAUGAUAUUCAUAGAUAUUUGAAUUGUUUUUGAUC